This is a messenger RNA of Chaetomium strumarium, 447 nucleotides long. RefSeq names its product G10 protein. Gene Ontology annotation, biological process: mRNA splicing, via spliceosome. Gene Ontology annotation, cellular component: spliceosomal complex; nucleus. NCBI's taxonomy places the organism in Eukaryota, Fungi, Ascomycota, Sordariomycetes, Sordariales, Chaetomiaceae. The transcript has a single exon. Bases 1 to 447 code for a protein of 148 amino acids. The record is from RefSeq and is a predicted model, not a curated record.
AUGCCCGCCAUCCGUCAUGCCUCCAAGCGCAAGCCGCCGCCGGACGGCUUCAGCGACAUCGAAGAGGACCUGCUGAUCUUCAGCAACAAGUUGAAAGAUGCGCUGAACGCGCCUACAGACAACAUCCCCAAGCACCAGGCGCAGUGGCCCGUCUUCCAGAUUGCACAUCAGCGCAGCCGCUAUGUGUACGAACUCUACUACGAGAAGGAGGCAAUCAGCAAGCAACUGUACGAGUGGCUGCUCAAGAACGGGUACGCCGACGCGAUGCUCAUAGCCAAGUGGAAGAAGCAAGGGUAUGAGAAGUUGUGCUGCUUGCGGUGCAUCCAGACCAAGGAGACGAACUUCAAUUCGACGUGCAUCUGCCGCGUGCCGAGGGCGCAGCUCAAGGAGGAUCAGGAGGUGCAGUGCGUGAGUUGUGGGUGUAGGGGAUGCGCUUCGACAGACUGA